Messenger RNA from Ramularia collo-cygni, 2916 nucleotides. RefSeq names its product related to budding protein BOI2. Bases 1 to 2916 code for a protein of 971 amino acids. Gene Ontology annotation, molecular function: protein binding. Gene Ontology annotation, cellular component: plasma membrane. NCBI's taxonomy places the organism in Eukaryota, Fungi, Ascomycota, Dothideomycetes, Mycosphaerellales, Mycosphaerellaceae. The record is from RefSeq and is a predicted model, not a curated record. Gene Ontology annotation, biological process: actin cytoskeleton organization. The transcript is spliced from 4 exons.
AUGGCGCAGCGACAGGGCUCUAGCAAUGCUGUAGCAGGGAGCAUUCUGCUGGUGAUCCACGACUUCAUCGCACGGAGCCCGGACGAGCUCAGUUUGGCCAAAGGCGAUCGCAUUGAACUGUUCGAGAGGGACGAUGAUUUUGGCGAUGGCUGGUUUCUCGGCAAGCACCUGACGAAUGGUAACAGCGGCUUGUUUCCCGAAGUAUACACCACCCCAGCGCCCAAGGGCACGCUCGCAAGCAAUGGAGGCGCAUCACGUAUCAUCAGCAGUGGCGUCGGCCGGCCAGCGCAGUCCGCUGUGUCCAGCGCUUCACCUCGAAUCCCCUCUGCCUCCAGCACACAGUCGUUACCACCUCCUCCCAGCAUCAACGCGGCGUUACCCUCCACACAGUCUGGGACCCGUACAUCCUUGCCCUCGACUGCGUCACUGAGUGGCCGCACCUUCACCAUCACAUCCGACUCGCCGGUCAUGAGCGAGACACUAUCCGUCAUCGACGAGCACAUUACCGACAUGCAUUCCCCGCGUGUAUCAUAUGCCAGCGGCCACAAGCGAGACACUCGUGGCAGCAUGUAUUCCAGAGGAGAGCAGCCCAGCAUUCGUCGCUCCUACAUUGCAGGACACGAGACCGAUGAGGAAGAGCGGCAGACUCAUUCGGAGGAAGAAGUCAUGGCAUGGACACCGGCUCGCGUUGCUGAGUACCUGGAGGAUCACGGCGUGGAGAAGGCUCACUGUGACGUGUUCGUUGAGCAGGAGAUCAGCGGCGAAGUGCUGCUCGCCAUGGAUCAGAACAGUGUAUUCAUCAAGGAGUUCGACUUGGGGUCCGUGGGUCGCAGGUUGAAGACCUGGCAUAAAAUCAAGGCCCUGCACGAGGAGGUCAGACAAAGUGCUAGUUUGAGGCCAGCUCGAAGCGCUUCCGAGUACUCUACCCUGCUGGAUGGCGACGAGGACAAUGCCAGCACUGAUGCCGGCGCCGAUGUGGCUAGAAACCGGAGCUCGACCUUCGGAUCUGCUUCACUACCACGAGCACUAGCCACUAAGCGGCAGGGCGAUGACACUGUUCCAAUACGCAGUAGUACCACGCAGUCCACCAUGUCUCACUUGGCAUCGCCACCGAUUAUCAGACGGGACAACUCUGGUUUGUCGCCGCUGCAGAGCAUGACUUCAAUGUCACGACAGGAGAACACGUACCGGCCUUCAGCUCAAGGAGUCCGCAAUUUAAAUCACUCACGGAGACAUUCAAGCAUAGACUCCACCUCCACGGAUGGCGCUAGUCGCGCGGGCCACCGCAAGCUUCCAUCGAUCGAACGAGCGUGGCUCCCAGGACAGCCAUCACAGCCAAACGGCAAACCCCGACACGGGCAUACUGCCAGCACAGACUCCCAUGUCCUGGCGGGCAGGACACAGUUCCUCGACACUGCGCCUCCUGAGGAUGCCGAUCGCGGCUACUUUUCAUCCAACGAAGCCGACUCCAGGACUCGCAGAAGCGUGCUAUUGAAACGGAAUUCUGCAACACUCGGGCUGUCUCAAUCAAAACUCAGCAGUGAUUUCACGGCAGACGGUACCUACGAGCCAUCCAGCCCGGUCGAUCAAAUGUCGCGCGUGGAAAGUGUCAAAAGGGUCAUGGAUUUGGGUUUCGGUAGCUACCGUUCUCCCACAUCUCCUACGAUGCACAGCAAGCCUGUCAUGGCAGCACAGUCCCCGGCUAUGCCUCCCAUUGUUACUAAACUCGAGCCCAACUUCAAACAGUCGCUCAGMGCUACCCCAAGCAGCUCUUCGAAGACGCACGACAACGCGAGUGAUGCUUCGAGCGACAAAGCCACACCCAGUCCCUCCGGCAUAAACAGCGGAAUGUUCUCCUCCUUUUCCCAUGCCAGAGCCAAGUUCACAGGGCUCAGAUCGAUCAGCGAUGCAGUCACCAAAGACGAAAAAGUAAUGGGACCCCACUCCAAGCCCGUCACCUCCCCAACCAGAACUGAAUCGUCCACCCCGAGCACCGAGAAUCGAAGCAUGGAACUCAGCAAAUCUGACAAGACAUCGCGCACGUCCACUGGAUCGGGCGGCCUGAUGCCGCCUCCGGCCAGCACGAAAAGGCCGCGCACGAGGACUAAGAAGCUCACCUCGGCAUACACUAGAGGUCUUGAGAUCAAGACCCCUGCCGAGCAGAUGUUGACCUGCGACUACGCGGGCUGGAUGAAGAAAAAGAGUAGUUCCCUGAUGACAACUUGGAAGCCUCGGCUUUUCAUAUUGCGCGGAAGGCGGUUGUCUUAUUACUACUCGGAUGAUGACACCGAAGAAAAAGGUCUGAUAGACAUUUCGUUCCACAAAGUGCUUCCAGCGCACAACGAAACCUUGACUGGCUUUCAUGCGACCGUAACGGGAGCUGCGGGCAACGCCUCGAGCCCAGUUUAUAAUACGACUCCCACAAUAGCUGAACAGGAUCUCCGCGAUCAUCCGGCGAGGGAAGGGGAGGAAGACGACGGCCUGUUCAUCUUUAAGCUCGUCCCGCCCAAGGCCGGGCUGGCAAAGGGAGUGAACUUUACAAAGCCCACUGUGCACUACUUUGCCGUGAAUUCCCGACAAGAAGGCAGACUGUGGAUGGCUGCACUCAUGAAAGCAACCAUCGACAGAGACGAUACCGGAGUGGUCACCACUACCUACAGUCAGAAAACCAUCAGCCUGGCCAAGGCACGAGCAAGGCGCGAGCGUCCUCCAGGGUUGAAGGACGAAUUUGGCAGCGGUCUCGGAAUCGGGAUCGGGGAAGACGAGCAGACUUCUGCUGCUGCUGGCGCAGAUUCUGAGAAUGGAGUCCAAGCCGAAGACGCGAGCUCCAUGGCGCCCAGCACCACCAACGCCUCGGACAGUGAUACGCUUACGCAGCAAGAACGAGAGGCCAUCGCUGCAAUGUCUACACCUUGA